Messenger RNA from Octodon degus (degu), 4074 nucleotides. It is a transcript of the gene Etaa1, whose product is annotated as ETAA1, ATR kinase activator. The coding region runs from base 104 to 2722 and encodes 872 amino acids. The transcript is spliced from 6 exons. NCBI's taxonomy places the organism in Eukaryota, Metazoa, Chordata, Mammalia, Rodentia, Octodontidae. The record is from RefSeq and is a predicted model, not a curated record.
CAAAAUGGCAGCGGCUGUUGGCGCGCAGUCUGAUUUGUAGAAUUGUUGCUUCGUUCCCGUUGCAAAAUGAACGAAGCCGCGGGUUGAGGGGGGGUUCCUAGGAAUGAGUCGGCGGAGAAAAUACGCGGGCACCCCCAGCCCGAAGAGCACGCCGAGCAAAUCGGCGGCGGCUGAGGAAAGCAGCUCCUCGAGGGUCGAGCCGGGGAGGCGGCGGCUGAGGUCGGCCCGCCGCUCGGAGCCGCGCGGGCCUGCAGAGUGGUCUCCGGCGGCCGCUUCGGGCAGCAAGAGUCACCCCGAGGAAAAGUAUGAAACACCAACGAGAAUGCUGAAAAUGGAUUUAUUAUCAUGUACCUUUGGUUCCCCAAAUGAUCCUGAUGGACAGAAUGACAUCUUUUGGGAUCAAAAUUCUCCAAUGACAAAACAGUUAGGUAAAGGAAGAAAAAAACAGAUUUACACCACAGAUAGUGAUGUGAUUUCACAUAUUGUUAAUCGCAUUGCUCCUCAGGAUGACAGACCAACAACAAAUUCUAUGCUCGGCAUCUGGAUUGGUGAAACUGCUAUUCCUUGUACUCCCGUUGUAGUAAAGGAAAAAUCAAAAAUAAAAAUCAGCUGCACAAAGUUAAAAACACAACAUCGAGAAAAAGAACUUAUGAAAUUGGCUAAACAGUUUGAUAAAAAUAUGGAAGAACUCGAUGUGAUUCAAGAACAAAACAAGAUAAAUCAUGAUUUUAUCCAGAUAAUUUCAGACACAGAGACUUUACAUAACUGUAAAGAUUGUGUACAAAUGCAUUCUCCGUGUGAUUUAGUUCCCGAAAUAGAUAAUGCUACCUUAAAGAAGCCAAUGGAAGGAAACAGCUGGAUAUCUGGGACAAAUGAUCAAACUAGCAGUCAGAAACCAUUUGACCAAAAUACUGAAGCAGCCUUUAAUGCAAUGUUUGAUGCUUCUACUCAGAAAUGUAGUGGACAGCUAAGCCAAGAUCUGCCAGAUACUCUUUUGUACAACAGUAAUACUACCUUGGGAGAAAAAAAUGUUGUGACAGAGGCGAGUGUCAUUACUAAUGAAACUCUGGUCAUUGGAAAACUGCCGUGGACAGCACCAAUGCUACCUUCUAAAGUAGAAACUCCCACAGUGACAAAACCCUAUGUGACUCCCGAAACUAAGGAGCAAGAAGGGUCUCAUAAACACAUGGCUGCAGUUAGCACCAGUGAUUCUGAAGAAGAUUGGGAAAGCUUACUAGGAAAUGAACCUUUUGGUGUGCAAAAUACUGAAAUGCUUGAACUUGUACCUUCUGGAACUGCCCAGGUUGAUAGUAUAUCAAGAACAAAUGUAAGUCUAGAUACCAGGUUAAGAGAUUCAAAAAUACAAGAUCUUCCUACAAACACACAUGACCAAGGACAAAUAAAUGCUGCAAAAUAUAGAUGUUCACCAAAUCCAAACAAGAAGACAAACAAAUUAUCACUAACUAGAAACAAAAUGAAAUCUGAGAAAUCUUUCAAUGCAACUGUUAUUCAAGACAAAACUCAGGAUGAUGCAAUUGCAUCUGACCUGAUAAAAAUAAAAGAAAAUAUUCACAUGAACUUUACUUCCAAUAUAAAUGCUUCUGAAAAAAAGUGUUUGAACACAAAAUCCUGUAGUGAACCAAAGAAUAAACCCAUUUUUAAACAUUCUUUCAACGUACCUGUUAAUACUAAUCCUUUUGGUUCUACAACUUUAGUCCAUGAAACUGGUGUUAGUUACUCAAAUCGGACAAAUGCAUCAAAGUUAGACUCUUUCUUUGAUGAUUGGAAUGAUCCAUUAUUUGCUAAUGAAAUUAUUAAAGAAUGUCAUAAAUUAGAGACUACUUGGGAAACAAAUGACGUAGAUGAUGAUUUGUUAUAUCAAGCAUGUGAUGAUAUUGAAAGACUUAGCCAGCAGCAAGACAUAAAGGAGAGCAAGAGUACUCUUGAUGGCAGAAGGAAGUCCAGACAUGGAGCUGAAAGCAUGCCUGUGUUAUCCAAAGGAGGAAGUCACUUGGAGCAACCAAAGCAUUGGAAUAUGGGCAACAUUUCUGUGCAGACAUCUUUCUUGACCAAUAAUUCACAAACUGGUAAACCAGUGAAGAUGGAGAAAAAGGAAAUGUUUGGAAAUUCUCCACAUAUUUUGGGUACAACAACAAAUUUGACUAUGUAUUCUAAGAACUCAGAUUGUGAGAUCAAUAAUGUGCAUGACUCUUGGAGUAAUUCUGAUGUUCCAGUACAUGUGACUAGCUCCAAAUCAGUUCUUUCAAGAAGUUUAGUUUGUAAUGUGAACUCGGAUCAUGCCAGCACAGAAACUGUUACUAGUAAGAAAUCAAAUACUCAGCGACUGUCCUAUACGACCAUAACAAGUGGAGCUCAAAGUAACCUUAACAAAACAGGUAGCUCUUCAAAAUACACAUUUACAAAGCUGAAAAAUUCUCAGGUUCUUUCUCAACUUAAUCAAAAUUGUAUGGCUGAAUAUAUGACUGCUACCAAAAUCACACAGAACAUAGAGAAAAAGAAAACUAUCAACUCAUGGGCAGCUGACCAACAGUCAUUGGUGAAACUUUCUGAAUCUUUGAAAGAGUCUUCAAAAGAGGAAGAAGAAAAGUACAGAAAGUAUUCUCCUGAAGAAAUUCAGAGAAAACGACAAGAAGCACUGGUUCGGAGAAUGGCCAAAUCCCAGGCAUCAUCUGUAAAUUCUUCUCCCAUUCAGUUUCUUUAAACAAAUUUUAGUUGCAAGACAAAAAUGUUGACUAUCCAUGAUAGGAAGAUUUUUUUUUUAAUUUCUCUAUGAGAAAAUUAAUAAUGUCUUAUAAAGUAUAGACUUCUGUAUUAUUUAAUAAACCAAUGUUUGCAAUGAUAAAUGAAAGUUUGGAGAUAAUGUGAAAAUAAUUAUGAAUUAGAGAAAUUCAGGAACAUUAGGAAUUAUAUAAUAAAAUUAUAUCUUCACUUUGCAGAGAAUCAAAAAAUAAGUAAUUACCUAAUUUUUUGUUUUGUCUUUUUCCUGAUACUACCGAGUUUUGAAUUCCUAAGUUAAUAAGCACUACUUCCAGUUUUAUUUUCACUAGCUGUUACUUAAGGUUUUCAUACAUUCCCAAAUUUUAAUUCAUACUUCCAUUUUCCCAGGAAUGUCCUUGCUAGGAAAUAAGAAUGUCAGUUUUAUUUGUAAGUAAAUUACCAUUUUCAGUUCAUAGUCAAAUGUUAUAGUUUGGAAACUCCAUCAGUUUUAGGAAAAACACUGGUUUAGGAAGUCUAGAAAAAGAAGAGUAGAUUAGCUGUCUGCAAUAAGUAAUUUAAAGUCAUUAAGAUUUAGAACUAGCAGAACCUUUAGAUAUCAUCUGAUCUACCUUGUACAGAUGAGAAAAAUUACUUUUGUUAUUUUCAUCACAGACAAAUUAAAGUUGUGCUUGUAUGAGAAUGAUCUCUUUGAAUACCUAAACUGUUAAUACCAUUUGUUUCAAACUAGUAGUCUAUAAAAUAACUUGAGGGAACAUUAAUUAUUUUACACUACAAAGAAUAUAAUUAAAAGCACAUCAAGGACUAUUUUAAUAGCAGUGCUUAUUGUUCCUUAGUUUAAAGAAUUAAUCUUGCCAGGAUAUAUGAACGAGCUUUCUCUUUUUAGUUUUCCUGUAACUGCAGUUUUCCCAAUUAAUUAGCUUUGCCAGUGUGUUCCCCUCUUCCUUCUUGGAACUUGUUGUGCCAGUAAUAGCAGUCUAAGUAGAGGACAUAUGACAAUAAGAAUGCUUUAUAUCUCUUAAAAGAUUUUAGGAGACCUAAAGGAGAUUACAGAUAUGAAAUAUAUUGGUAAGCUUUUCAGCACUAUUCACUUGUUUUAGAACUACAACAUGGUAGCUCUUGUUCUUCAGGAGUGUAUCGUUUUGUACAUAUUGUUGUAUUUUUGUAUAUAGACUAACAGAUUUUAAGUAGCCUAUCAUAUUUACCUAAAAUAUAUAUUACAGGUAAGUUUAUAUGUAAGAAAAUGAAAAGCUCUUUUUUCUAAAGUAGCUUCACUGUAUUUUGCCUACACUUGGAGUAUCUGUGAAUAAAUUUGAACGGAAUCAUGUUGCAGAGACU